GCUCUUACUUUAUGUCACUCCAGAGGUUUUGCUGGAUUAAAAUUAUGUCGAUAUUUAGAGCUUUGGGGUUAUUAUGUCAAAGACUUAAAGUUUUUAGUAUCUAAAUUCGGAGGCCUAUCGAGUCAAAAAUUUACAUCAGCUGCCUAUGUUUAUAGCUUCGGAGUUUUACGGUUUUAUCAGAACAAGAGUUAUAACAGUGACAUCAACCAGACAAAGACUGAAACUUCUAAUUUUCAGAAUCUUACCUACGUUGUUCCAGGUUUUAUCGGUCAAGGGCUUACACCAGCAUAG
Molecule: messenger RNA, 291 nt
Organism: Racocetra persica
Lineage: Eukaryota; Fungi; Glomeromycota; Glomeromycetes; Diversisporales; Gigasporaceae
Source: the annotation of a GenBank genome assembly